CAAAGCAAUGGAGCGGAGUGGAGAAAAUGGCGAAGCGAGGAGGAAGAUAAGCAUUGAAUUCGGCAUGGCGGGUGACAAGUUUAAUCUAAUCGAUAUUCUAUCAGAGGAUGAUGAGUUUCUAUCUGCUUCGCCAUUUGCGGUGGAUUCUUUCAAAGGCUUUAGGUUAUCAGGGAUAGGGAGUCAUCAAGAACUAGAGCCAAAUGACCAAAAAGAAGAGAAUCUGUUACCUGUCGAAUUUACGAAGCCAUCAAGACCAAGUUUUUUGAGGAAAAGUUUAGCUUGGGACAGUGCAUUCUUCGACAAUGCCGGUGUUCUUGAUCCUGAUGAGUUAUCCUACAUUAACAAGGGAUUUAAAAAAGCUCCCGAUGCGCGCGAACAAAGGUCCGAGUCGAUCACAGCCACCGGCAGCAACAAGUCCUGUCGAGCGACGAAUCCACAACAUCGAUUGCAUCGCGCUCAAAGCUGUAAGAACAACAAUGGCUCCAGUUUCAGAAAACUCGGAAGAUCUUCGAGUAGCAUGGUGAAAUCCGAUCAAGCGACACCGGCCGCAAAAGUGUUAAUGUUCAUAACAAAGAGAAGAUGA
Andrographis paniculata is the source of this 583-nucleotide messenger RNA. RefSeq lists its product as uncharacterized. The record is from RefSeq and is a predicted model, not a curated record. The transcript is spliced from 5 exons. The coding region runs from base 8 to 583 and encodes 191 amino acids. Lineage: Eukaryota; Viridiplantae; Streptophyta; Magnoliopsida; Lamiales; Acanthaceae. Gene Ontology annotation, molecular function: microtubule binding.